Molecule: messenger RNA, 5901 nt
Organism: Aspergillus niger
Lineage: Eukaryota; Fungi; Ascomycota; Eurotiomycetes; Eurotiales; Aspergillaceae
Exons: 7
Coding region: 1-5901 (1966 amino acids)
Biological process (GO): proteolysis
Molecular function (GO): cysteine-type endopeptidase activity; protein binding
Source: RefSeq, a predicted model, not a curated record
AUGAAUUCAUCGUCCGAUACCGCAGGUUUUCAGAUAAUUGGUGCUAGGAAGCAGCUUUAUGUUGUGCCACCUUGGCACACGCAUCAUACUUCUGAAGAGAGUUGCACUGUGCUUUACCUUGUUUCCUCCCCACUACCAAGCGACGUUUCUUCCGUUGUGUUUAACAUCACAACUCGCAAUCAAGGAUGGCACAGUAACCCACGAGAUGGUAUUUGGUCCUGGUUUGAGGUCUCCAUUCUGAGCUCGUGGCAGCAGAAUGCUAUGCCUAAGUUGGAUGAUUUGAUGAAGCCGACCUAUGUCCAGCCAUGCCCCGAUGAUUUUGGAGAAUAUUUGCAAGAGCAGGGACUAUACUUCAAGGAGAUACCUUCCAAAAUAGCUGCUUCAAGCUCAGGGAUUAGCAUAUCACUCUCUGAUACAAGCAUGCGUCGAAGUUGGGUGGAAAUGGUGCACAUCUAUGGGAAGGACGACAACGCAAAGGGGGGCUCGUUUCUCCCGAUCCUUGAGGAAGGCGAUCGAUUGGUGAUUUGGGCACGGACAAAGUUCGCUGGAUGGGUUAAUUACAUCGAUCAGGCUUGUAUCCUGAUAUCAACCAGCCCAAUUCCCCUGUCAUGGACUGUGAAGCAAGAUUUGCUACUUCCCUCAAACGAGGUGAAGGGACUGAUCACAGGGACCAAUAGCAUGACUAAUGUCGACCUUAUAAAGUUUCCCAUCACAAGGCGCAGUGUUCAGAGUGAUAGCACCCGCAGCCAGGCGGUUAUUAACCCUCCAGACGUGGAGGGGGAAUCAGUAAGAAGAAAACAUACCUCUUCCGACCAGACACCAAAGCGAGAUGAGCCAGACAGGUCCUCCCAGCAACAAGAUGAACAGAUCUCUCAUUUAGAAUCUGUUUUGUCACAUAUGUGUUCAGAUGAUUCUCGUAAGCCCGACGUACUUUCAAGCCUUGGUUUUGGCUACAUGUUUCGCUACAAGAGGAGUUCGAAAAAGGAAGAUAUCGAAAAAUCACUCGAUUUGCAUCGACUAGCAAUGGAACAAGAACCUGAAAAUCGGGAGUUUCGCGCACGUUUUGUGCUAGCCUUGCUCGAUCGAUAUUCCGGUUUUCAUGAUUCCGCAGAUAUCGAUCUAGCCAUCGUCGAGCUGGAAAAGACCAUCCCUCUUCCUCUGGACUUCCCUCAACGGCAAGGGUACUUGGAAAGUUUCGCGAACGCGUAUAGAUCUCGUCAUAGAGACACAGGCAAUGAGGGUGACAUACAGAGAUUGAUCCAGCUGUAUAAGGAAAUUGAAACUACCUUUCCGGACGAUUCCGUUGAAAAGGCCAUAUAUACAGGUCAGCGGAUGAAGUAUGACGAGACUGUCAGUAUCGAGGAGCGUGAUAUAGCACUGAGACAGAUGGAAGAUGCUCUGAUUCCCACUCCAGCCCAUCUUCAGCAAUAUCAGGUGUUACUCAGACUGCUUUCCAAGCAAUACUACGCACGAUGGGAGCUGACGGGCGAUAGCAAAGAUCUCGAACUGGCGAUUUCUAAGGCCAAAGACCAUGUCUCGGCUUUGCCUGAGAAUGAUGUUAGUGUGUCGUCGGCGGCGGUAUAUGAGUUUCUUGGUCACUUGCUUAGGAAGAAGGGGCUCAGAAGUGAGAAUACUGCGGAGUUGAUGGCCGCUUGCGAGCAGAUGGAAAAGGCGUUGGAUGCAGCUCCGCCCAACAGCAUUUAUCGAGAUCUGAUGGUCAUCAAGAGGGCCGAAUAUCUGGCCAUGUUGCCAUUUGAAUCCAAAAGAAGAGAAGCUUUGUUAAGGACUGCCGUCGAGAAAUGUGACUACUUACACACAACCUGGUUCAACCGCUUGAGCAAUCCCGCAAAGAGCAGUCUUCUAAUGUUCAUCAGUUGGCACUAUUAUAACUUAUACGUAUUCACCAAGCAUCCGGCCGAUCUCGAGCAAGCCCUUCAGUAUGUGGAAGGGAAAUCAGACCUGGAAAGUAUAGAAGGAGGUGUGGAUAAGACAUUACUUCGCUGGAAAGGGGAGAUGUGGCUGGUAAAGGCGAAUGAAACACGGGUCACUGACGGUACAGCAACCCGCAGGGGCAUGCAGUAUCUCCUACAAAGCUCUGCCUCGGACAGCUCUCUGCCGAGGGAGCGUGUGUUAAGCGCUGAGAGCAUCAUUCGUCGAGCGAACCGCACAGGGAGCUGGGAAUUGGCGUCAAAGGCUGCCGAUCAGAUCUUCCCUCUACUUCCCCUGAUCACCAGCCGUGAUCUGAGCAAUGAGGACAAGAUCUACACGUUGCAAGACAUCUCCACUAUUGCCAGCAAUGCGUGUGCUGCCAUUCUCAUGUUCAGGCCACCUAUGGAGGCACUUCUGAAACUGGAGGUCGGUCGAGGAAUCGUGAUGGGAGACCUGAUUAACAAUUCCAGUGACCUUUCAGGCCUUCAUCAGGCACAUCCGGACCUAGCUCAGGAAUACGAAAGGCUGCGUCUCCAAGCCUUCCACAGUCUGAAGCACGAAAAAUGGGAGACAGGACAGACCCAGCUACUAAAUGAGCGCCGGAUAGUCUUCCAGCAGCUGCAGCAGUGUGAGCGACAAAUUCGCGCGAAAGCCGGCUUCGAAGGAUUUCUCCAUCCCAUGAACAUCCGACAGAUGGUCGACUGCGCUCGAGAGGGCCCGAUUAUAGUUGUCAAUAUCACAUGCACCAGUUCCGAUGCAAUAUUUGUUCUCUCUCCAACCAUUAUCGGUCACCAUAGACUGAAUAGCAUGAUUACUCGGGCGGUGGACAAGUUUCGCGAAUAUCUUAUGAGACACGCGAUGACUGAGCUUUAUGGUGAUCCCUGGAGCUACGAAAAAGACCCCGGGGCAAGGGACCUGGACAGUGACUUACCUCGGGAGGCAUAUGACAAUAACCUCCUCUCCUGGCUGUGGUAUACCUGCGUGAAGCCAAUACUGACCUCUCUAGCCUCUGAUGGCCAUAUCUCCAGCGGAGAAGAGAAGAGCCGAGUCUGGUGGAUCGGCACUGGGGCAGCUGCUGGGCUCCCUUUCCAUGCCGCCGGAGACUAUAGCCAAAGUCAGGAAAAUAAAGGUGAGAGCUGCCUCGACCAUGUAAUCUCUUCGUACACGCCGACCAUCAAGGCCCUCCAUGCGGUGCGCGCAAAGGCGGCGGCGCAACAAGCAUCGCGCCGGGUGAAAGAGAGACCGUCGCUUCUUGUCGCAACCAUGCCGGAUACACCCGGCUAUGGUGCGCUGCACGGCGUCCGUCGCGAGGCACAGGGUAUCAGCGACGCCGUCGGCCAAUCCAUGGAGGUCAAGCAAUUGAUUAGUCCCUCUACAGACGAGGUCCUUUCUCAACUGCAGGACUGCGAUCUCGUGCACUUCGCCUGCCACGGGCACUCCGACCCUGGCAACCCGGCUAACAGCCAUCUUCUUCUACAAAAGCAUAGUGAUACUGGCAUGGUUGUUGACAAGCUUACUGUCUCCAAGCUUCUCGACACCCAGACGAUAUCGCGGGCGUGGAUCGCCUAUCUGUCCGCUUGCUCCACGGCUGAGAUCCGUGAUAGAAGGCUACUGGAUGAGGGGCUGCACAUCACCAGUGGCUUUCUAAUGGCGGGCUUCACGCACGUCAUUGGAUCCCUGUGGCCGGCUGAAGAUGAGCUCGAUACAGCUGUCUUACAAUCGGGAGUGCUCAGAAGUCGCUCAAUUAUAAGAGAGUUGUUUGCUUAUGCUAUGGUAGCAUCUAACACAUGUGACCCACAAGGUGUUGAAAAUAGGGCUUUCCGUCCGCUCAGCCGUGCUCGGUUCAUCUAUUCAACACGGCGACCGGACAUUGUGUCUCUUUUGAAGCUACUAUUGUAUAGGAGCCCCAUACUAAGCCAUAGGUUUAUAGUUACUAUGACAAGGGGUGAACUGAACUAUUGUCUGAGGAACCAACCCAAAAGAUGCCAAAUCCAUACAUACCGACUAGGCAAUUCCCUGAAAGCAUUCAACUUGCUUUUUUUCGUUUCCGCCUCUCGUUCAUCUAUACUAACUAGUAGUAAGAUUGAAAUGUCACAAAAGCGUGCGCUGCUAAUCGGUAGCCCACUGGGGCUGCAAGGUCCUAUUCACGAUGUGAACGCCAUGGAAGAGCUUCUUCAAGAAUUAGGCUUUCGCAUAAUCCGAUGUUGUGGUGAAGAGGCCACCCAAGCUGGUAUCCGAGGAGCAUGGCGUCGGCUUAUCAACGAGUGUGAGGCCAACGAUGCGGUGGUUAUAUACUAUUCUGGACAUGGGAAUUUGAUCAACGCCUCGGGAUUCGUGGGGCCUGGUCCGCCAGCAUGUUACCAGUCCCUAUGUCCGAUGGAUUAUGGCCAAGGACCGGUCGACGAUUUUCGCGGCAUUCUUGAUUUUGAAAUCACUUUUCUCGUCCGACAAACGACCCAGAAGACGGAGAAUGUCACUGUCAUCUUUGAUUGUUGCCAUUCCGCACACAUCACCCGCGCCCCGACUGUGCAAUCAGAAUCGGGCGUUCAAGCGAUAGCGAGGAGCCUUCCGCGGAUGGCCUACGAUAUCACGAGCUAUGUUCGGUCUUUGCAAGAGGGAUCCGGCCGUGUCGAAGACAGCUUCCUUGUGAGCCAGGAUAAUCCCCAUGCGGUCCGCAUCUUCGCUGCGGAGGUGGACGAAAAGGCAUUUGAAUACAGAAAAGAGGAUGGGAGCUGGACUGGAGCUAUGACGGAGGCGCUUAUUCAAGAGAUUCGGCAACUUCAGGGACGCGGCGCUUCGUGGCGAACCACCAUCGUGAAGGUGCGCCAGCAGGUUCAGCGUAGGUUCAAACAGCGGCCUCAGUCGCAUGGCCCCGAUCAGCGUCUUUUCUUCUCCACGGAUAUGACCCCGGCCAAUAUUUUGCAUCUCAAAAUCCAAGAAGGGAGGGCAAUUGUAGGAGGAGGCUCAGUUGUCGGAGUGCGUCGCGGUGACGUCUAUACGAUUCAACCUUUUGGGGAUGAGUGCAUAAAUGAUGAAAGAUGCCUUGGCACUGGGACAGUGGUAGGAUUGUCUGGCUUCCAGGCUUUGCUGAGCCUUGAUCUCUCCCCCGGGUGUUCUAUUCCACAGGAGGGAGCACUGGCCUUUACAAAAGCCGAAGAAGGCCUUUCCAAUCCGAGUGUCCUGGAACUCUACAACAGAUUUGCCGAUGGCCCCACUAUGAGGCUUACCAAUGGAACCUUUUCGCUUCGAUUCGCGGAUGCUCAUAGUAGCGAAGACGUCUCACCCCAAGCUUCAGCCAAUUGCGUCCUGUCUGAUGGCUCAAUCAUGCUCUUCACAGCAGAUGAUAUCUUGAUUGCCAAAUGCAAUUACACGACUGAAGGGAUACUAUCUACAAUGGUUGCAGCGGAACAAUUAGCCAAGGCGCAGCGACUUCUAUAUCUUCGCUGUGAGGAGUCAGAAGAGCAACUGGACCACAGGCUGCAGGUUACCCUCAGCAGGCAAGGCUCAACGGAAGGGGAGGCAGUCUCCAUUGAAGGCGUAGGCAUCCAGGAAGGUGAAUUUCUACAAAUCAAGCUAGAGAAUCUCGGUUCAGAGAGGGUUUAUGUGGCGGUAUUUGACAUUAACGUUGCUGGAAAGAUCACAUUGCUUACCAAGGCAACUCCGUGCGGGAAGCCGAUGUCAAGCAGAAUGAAGUCGACACUGGGGACUAACUGGCUGGAUCAGCGUGGUUUGGGGGUUCAUUGGCCUGCGGGGGUGGCCCGAGAGAGGCCUAUCCCUGAACAUCUGGUGGUUGUAGUGGCUGAUAAUGAGGUUGACCUUAGAGCGCUUGAGACAGCAGAGAACAUCCUCAAGCUACGCGAUGUCCAGCGCGCACCGGAGAUUCCUCAUAUUUGCUGGGAUGUACUUCACGUUGGGUUUAAGCUCUUGCCCACGUCUGCUGCUGAAUGCGUGGAUGGGGCUGCACCUGCCUGA